Messenger RNA from Guyanagaster necrorhizus, 1053 nucleotides. RefSeq lists its product as uncharacterized. The transcript has 17 exons. The coding region runs from base 1 to 1053 and encodes 350 amino acids. Lineage: Eukaryota; Fungi; Basidiomycota; Agaricomycetes; Agaricales; Physalacriaceae. The record is from RefSeq and is a predicted model, not a curated record.
AUGUCAAAUGUCUCACUCAACAGUACACUCGGUGCGUUCGUUAUUGGUGCUGUUUUGGGAAACAUUCUCUUUGGCAUAACGUGCCUUCAAUCGUCAUUGUAUUACGGAAAUUACCCGAAUGACGGACUCAAUACUGAUGAUGUUGCUGAUGACGAGCAGGUAGGGAUUAUCUGGGUCCUAGAUACUAUCGACAUUGCAGCUACCACCCAUGUUUGGUAUUUCUAUUCUGUCAAGAACUUCGGGGAUGUUCAAGCUUUUACUCAAGGUACCAUCGUGUGGAGUUUUAAGCUGCAUAUCUUGAUUUGUGGUGUAUGCGCUAUGCUUAUGGAAACGUACAUUCACAUACAAUUAGUGGGAAAACACUUUUACAACGCGACUGGCAUACUGUGGUUCAUCGUUGUGGGAUAUCUUUCGGUUCCUAGCUUCUCCCAAACACCGUCCAUCAGGAACGCUCUCAUCUCGUUGUUUUCCACUAGCGUAGCAGCCGAGUUCAUCUUGUCGGUUGCGAUGAUCUACAUUCUGAAUAAGGGCAGGACCGCUUCAGUGUUUCCCGGCAUCAUUGCGACACUUGUAACAUUAAUGCAGUUGGUUCUAAUAUCAGGGUUAGCUACGAGCUUGUAUUCGAUGUUCAUUCUGGUUGCGGUAUUAUCCAUGUUUGUCGUUUGGCCAGAUACUCUCAUAUUCUUCGGCGUCGAUUGUUUACAACCUAAAAUCUUCAUUAACUCUCUGUUGGCUAUGCUGAAUGCAAGGAAAAUGAUUCGAAAUGUGGAUCAAUCCAUCCGCCUACAAACGAGUGACUCCUCUGGAUUGGCUCCCGAAUGUGUACGGGACCACUGUAGGAAGGAUAAACUAGUCGACCGCCUACUCUCGGUUAUGCGCCAACUAGACUACACGUCUCCUGCACACCGAGGCAAAGGGAUAACAGGACUAGUAAUGAACGGACGAACAAUUAUGAACGAGAUCAAGAAAGGUCGCGCACCACCGCAUCCUAGGAAGCGCGUUCGUAGUGGGUUUUCUGGAGUCCGGAAAAAAAACUGGAAGGGCAUCAUGUGA